Messenger RNA from Marasmius oreades (fairy-ring Marasmius), 1782 nucleotides. RefSeq lists its product as uncharacterized. The transcript is spliced from 8 exons. NCBI's taxonomy places the organism in Eukaryota, Fungi, Basidiomycota, Agaricomycetes, Agaricales, Marasmiaceae. The coding region runs from base 773 to 1756 and encodes 327 amino acids. The record is from RefSeq and is a predicted model, not a curated record.
CUUGUUGCUACCCCAAUGCUGGCUUUUCCGUCACAUUCUCCCUCCGGUAGCCUUUCACCCGCGGUAUCGCACAUCCAGCCAUAUUAAGUAGGUCGUUUGACGCCAUUUACGUCUCAUGCAUGCGAGAGGAUGGCACUAGCGCAUGUUAUCGUUGGAGAUGUUGCCAGGUUUUACGGUGCCGCAGGGAAACUCACAACGUGCGCAUGAUGAUCAUUCCGGUGAUGCAGACUAUAAAACAUAGAAACUAACCAUACUUCUGGUCCUUUGAAGGCAAAGAGAUUCGUCAACGACAUCAGGCCCAGUUACCCACCCCCCGAUCCCGCCGCAUUCAGAGACGAUGUAGAGAGGGAUGGCAGGGCUGCCGGCGCCUGAUUACAGUCAUGGAUACACAAUAUCUAUAACCCACUCACGACUCUGCAGAGUCGAUCUGCUGAUCAUACCCAUCUGUAACGAUCUUCGAAAAGUUCAUCAGGGUGCUGCGAGCAUUUGAUAGAAUCAGUUGUAGGAUCUAGUCGUCGAUGAAAGCAAUGUUCGUCUGGUUACACCGUCUCUGGCUGACCGGAAAACGCACUCGGGUGGUCUCAUGCGCUCGCCAAAGCGACGGCAGACUGGGAGAUCAAUCAAGAGUCGAUGGUCGACGACAGGAGAAGAUGGAUCUUGUUGCCAGUUUCCUACACACACUGAGGACAUCAGCAGCUCGUAGAAUAUUUAUACUCCCCGAUAUCAAGACGACAACGAAACUCUUCACUUCCUCAACAUACGACUCUGUAUCAUGGGACGCUAUAGGCUGAUAAUAUGUACCCUCGUGUUUUCGUGUUUAACGUCUACAGCAUUUCAAAUCAACCCACCUCUCCCUACUGCUCCCGUCAUAGGCCAGGUCAUUUCAUUCAACUGGACUCGCGACUUGGAAGAUCCAGACGAGUUUAGUUUUCGGGAAUUUAUGGAUGUGGACGGCCACGGUCUUUCGUUGAAUCCGCUCUCAGUGGACAACGCGCAGGCACGACAAAGAAUCGGCUCGUUUACUUUGACAAUGACCCAAAUUAUGACAUUUAAGGUUGUAGCGGUCGACAUGAAUGACCUGAACACAUUCUUUACAGCUCCCGGAGUGAUAGAGGCGGCUGUGUCCCCCGAUGGAACAACCACUAGUUCCCUUCAUAAUGUUGGGACGCCAGUUGCUUCCCCACUACCGGGUCUCACCUCCGCCCAAGCUACUACAAGCUCUCCCAUUUCACCGGCUAUAUCUAUUGAAAAUCCGACGCCAGCGUCCACACAGACAAGCCUCUCGACGGUUACCGCUACAGUCCUGACCAAUUCAGAGGAAUCGCAGCCUCACAAGUCGAGUACCGGUGCUAUUGCCUGUGGCACAAUCGGUGGUGUGGUCCUGCUUGUGGUCUCCGCCUUUGUCUUUUACAUUUUGAAGCGAAGGAACAAAAAGCUGAAACAUAAACAAAACCUUGCCCCCUAUUUGGAUGCAAAACCAUGUUCCGGUUCCGAUUCACCUUAUAUGGAUAUUAGGGAACGAAGGGCGCAGAUAAUCGAACAAAGGGCGCGACUUCAACGUGAGUUGGAGGCAUAUGAUCAAUCAUCCCAAGAAUCGAACUCAAGAAGUGGGGCUGUUCCCGAUGGUAUCAAUGAAUCAAAUCAGGAAGAAGACGUUGUACAAGUACUUCGUCGUCAGAUGGAAGUUGUAACAAGGAUAAUGGCGACUUUGGAGGCAGGAAUGGCACCGCCCGAUUACAGCUCUGAUACGCAAUAAACACUAGCUCUUAUCCAUUAUAUGAU